Messenger RNA from Ochlerotatus camptorhynchus, 2972 nucleotides. RefSeq lists its product as uncharacterized. The transcript has 4 exons. Gene Ontology annotation, biological process: cell-cell adhesion. Gene Ontology annotation, molecular function: cell adhesion molecule binding. Gene Ontology annotation, cellular component: plasma membrane; cell-cell junction. The record is from RefSeq and is a predicted model, not a curated record. The annotation marks the transcript as partial. Lineage: Eukaryota; Metazoa; Arthropoda; Insecta; Diptera; Culicidae.
UUGCGCCAUCUGCGCGUCCAACAAGUCAGCUCCUGGGUGCCCCUUUGGGAUCGGACGUGCAAUUGGAGUGCUCCGUGGAAGCAUCGCCCAUGCCGGUGUCCUACUGGUUGAAAGGUGGACGCGUACUGCCCACCAACUUUGCCGGCAUCACUAAUGGCAAUUACGAAGCGGGUCAGUCGAGACCGGAAAUGCUGCUCGAUGGGCCGAAAUACGGAAUCACUGAAGAGCGACACGGAUUCCGGACAAAUAUGCGCCUAGUGGUGCGGUUUUUUUCACCAAAUGACGUCGGCACCUAUCAUUGCGUUAGUACCAACUCGCUGGGAAGGGCCGACGGUACGAUGAGACUGUACGAAAUCAAAAUUCAUCCGGGUGGAGUGCAAACAAGCGACGAUCAAUUAAAUAUAAUUGGAGGUCUUGCGGAAGCUGCCCGAGGUCGAGGAAACUCGAGUGCCAAUUCAUUAGUGACCAGUAGCAAACCGCUCCAUCUCAUCCUACUAUCGGUGCUGACUGUUCUGCUCUAUUCCGUUAGAUGACAGCAUCGCAUUUGCUGGAAUAACCCGGCACCGUCAUCGUCUUGGCUGUCGAUGGCUUCAUUAGCAUAAGCACAUCUCUACGGAGGCAGUCGUAUCCAGCAACAGCAGCAGCAGUCGGAUGUCAUUCAGGACGACAUAAAUGCGAGAGCAAAUGGCCAAAAAGAGAAUAAAAACACCGACUAAAUAUAACAGUCGAUUGCGAAUGGAUGUGGAAUGAGUGUUUGAAGAUUCGGGUGUCCCCGAGGAGCAAUGUGUCUAAGUGCAGUGUGCAUGUUUUUAGCUGUAGAGAAACUUUCGAAACAAUAAUGAUGGAAUAAUGAAAUAGGAUAAUAACCAUUCAUGAUAGUUAAAUGAUUUGAAGCGAAAAUCCAUUCUCCUUCUCUGUGCAUAAAGUCAAACGAUACAAAAUAACGCAUCGCUGCUUGUGGUAGAUCGAACGAUCGCUAGUUGUGAGAUCGCUUGUAUAUUUUAGGAAGUUAGUGAUUACCAUACACACACACACAUACAUCAAACUCAAACUCUAUGCUGCUUAUAAAUUCAUAUCUAUAUAGUGAAACUCAUGCACAUCAACGAAGAAAGAGAUAGAGCGAAAAUUUUUAAGUAAAAAUCAUCAAGCAUAAUCAGCUGGAAAUGGUAGACUGAAAAUUAAGUGUGGCAUAGUGGGAGAGGAAAGUCAAACAAGAGGAUUCUAAAGGAUUAUAAAAUUGCUGUGCGCAGCGGAGGAAGAGCAAGCUUUAUUUCCUUUCUCUCUACCUCCCGGCCCCGUCUCUCCGUGGUGUAGCGUUAGUUAUAUAGCUAUGGAAAUUUUUAAAGCUUUAUAAUGGUGUUGAAUGAUGAAACUCUGAAUCAACUUUGAUUAUAAUGCAUCCAUCAAAAUGCAAUAAACUUUGUUAUGGCAGGAAAGAGGAUAAGCCCGUUGAGACGAGAAGAUGCAUACAUGCGAGUGAAUGCAAAAUGACGGUCAUGGAAUAGGGAAAACUCGGAAAAUUGUUUUGCGUCGGCGUGAGCAGGAAGGAAAAUUAUUGGAAAAGCUUGAUCUGGAGGUUGAUGCAAGUAUAACGCUGUGACGCUGAUUGAAAAUGCAAACUAGCUGAAAUGUUCUCGGUCAGGAAGAAUGUGUUCAAAAUGCUCUACGAGUCUGUUGCAACCAUCGGAGACUGGAGCUAAUGCAUAAUGGACGUUUAAUUGUUUUACUAGCUGCAAACUAGUUGUUUGUUUCCCUAAAAUUUGUGGAUUAGCAGAUUGAGAGCUGCCCUUCCAGCCAAAGAAAAGACGUUGGCAUAUAGGUUUUAACUUUUGCAAACAUUCAAAUAAACCUGCAGGUUUUCAGUUGACUGUUCAAGCAUAGCGGAAAAAAAGAAUGCUAGACUGUAAAUAAACGAGGUAAGCACAUACAAUAAAUAAAAUCGCAAUAGGAGAAAAAAACUGUGUACAUACAGACAAGGUAGCUAAUAAUUAAUGACUGAAUUUUAUUCGAGAGGCAUGUAAUUAAUUAUGAAAAUUAAUGGUGUCUACGCUACAGCUUGUACAGUUCGUGCAGAUUCUCUCCAACAUCGGCCGCAGGAGAUAGAUAUAGGUACGUAAACGACGCUUACAUCGUUCUUCCCAUUCUUUCCAAUUCCGCGACCAGAGGAGCAUACCGCUGCAUCAGUGGCCCUGUGGUGCACGGAUGGAACAACAAUACUUAAAUGUCACGAUAAUCACGAGCAAAAUUUUUGACAAGAACAAAACCGACCCUUGGCUUGUGUAACUGCCGAUGGCAUACGUGUGAUGAUGCCAUCAGAACACCGGUCUUGACACACAGAUUUUCCAGCUUAAUACCGGUGUAUUGCAUUUAUUAUUAUUAUUUAUUUUUUUUACUUUUCCAUCAUGCAUUGAAUUUGUAUUGUUUUUUUUUUUUUUUUCGUUUUCAAUCUUUUAAUUAUCAAAUCAAACUAUAAUCUAUGGAAAACUUGUUACGUUGUGGUGGGUAAAACCGAGCUAGGGACAUUAUUUAGCAUACAACGGUCGGACUAAAAAUGUGAAAACAUUAUUUUAAUGUCAUUUCAAUCGAUCCGGAUGAAUGCGAUCUUCAUGAGUCAUUUGGCUGCUGGUGUCCAGUUUCUUUUGCAGCAACGUUGGUUGUUGAAGUCGGCCUAAAUUUCGUUUCCAGUCGGUGACGACCGUGGACGGUUUACUUGAGGUUUCGGCGAAAAAUUCUUCGACUGAUGCUUGCAGGCAGUGCUGUUAAUUUUCAUAUCAUUCGAUUUAAGAUGAACCGAGCGGUGCCGGUGGUGUAGUGGUAGGCGUGAUUACCUCUCAUCCCAGCAGGCCUGGGUUCAAUCUCAGUCGGCGCCGCCGGGAUGUUCUGAGGCAUAACAUAUCUGAUCACGCCUUCCUUCGGGAAGUAAAGCCGUUGGUCCCCGGUUCAUGAGUUGAUGGGUCGAUAGGUAGGGUCCA